GAAAGAUAUUCUACAUGUAGUGUUUACGAACAUUGAGAUACUUUUCUGUAUGGUCUUAAGUGCCAAUGGGACCAGCUGAUCCAAUUUUGGGAGUGGCUGCUCAAUUCAAAGCUGAUCCAAGCACAUAAAAAGUAAAUCUAAGUAUUGGAGCUUAUCGUGAUAAUGAGGGAAAACCAGUAGUACUUGAAUCAGUGAAGAGAGUAAUAAAUUAUAUAUAUGAUAGGCUGAAUAAAUAAUAAAAGAGAAGAAAUUAGAUAAUGAAUAUCUUCCAGUUGAAGGACUUCAAUCCUUUAUUGAUGCUUCAAUAAAAUUAGGAUAUGGAGACGCUUAUUAUGCUUAAAAUGGGAAAAGUAUUGCAGGAUGCUAAGUUUUGAGUGGAACAGGUGCAGUAAGACUAGGAUUUGAAUUUGCUAAAAAAUUCUUACCAUAAGGAACUAAAGUAUAUAUGCCAAAUCCAACAUGGCCAAAUCAUCAUAAUAUUGCUAGAAUGGCAGGAUUAGAAAUUUUAGAAUAUCGUUAUUUUGAUCCAAAAACACGUGGAGUUGAUUUCUCUGGAUUAGUAGAAGAUUUAAGCAAAGCAUAAAAUGGAUCAGUUAUUUUAUUCCAUGCUUGUGCUCAUAAUCCAACUGGUUGUGAUUUAACCACAGCUUAAUGGACAAAAUUAUUAGAUUUAUCUAAAUAAAAGAAUUUCCUUCCAUUCUUUGAUAUGGCUUAUCAAGGUUUUACAAGUGGAGAUGUAAAUAAAGAUGCAGAAGCAGUUAGAUUAUUUACAAAUUAAGGAGUUCCUAUUGUUUUAGGAUAAUCCUUUGCUAAAAAUAUGGGAUUAUAUGGAUAAAGAACAGGAUGUCUUAGUUUUGUAUGUGCUAAUUAAUCAGAAAAAGAUAAAGUUGUUUCAUAAUUGAAAUUAUUAGCCAGACCAUUAUGGUCAAGUCCACCACUACAUGGUGCUAGAGUGGCUGAUAUCAUACUUAAUACACCAGAACUUAAUUAAUUAUGGUUAUCGGAAGUUAAAAUGAUGGCAGAUAGAAUUUAAUAUAUGAGAGUAAGUUUAGCAAAUACUUUAAAAAAUCUAGGCUCUCCACAUGAUUGGUCUCACAUAUCUAAGUAAAUUGGUAUGUUUGCUUUUACUGUAUUAUUUAUAUUCAUAUAUUUAUAUAGGGUGUUGGUCCAGAUCAUGUUAAGGAAUUGAUUGCUAAAUAUCACAUUUAUUUAUUAAGUAGUGGAAGAAUAUCUAUUGCUGGAUUGAAUGAAGGAAAUGUUAAGUAUGUUGCUGAAGCAUUCCAUGAUGUCACCAAGAAUACAAAAUUGUGAAGUAUUAAUGAAUUAUUAAUAUAACAUCAUUAUUACAUUUUU
Messenger RNA from Paramecium sonneborni, 1353 nucleotides. NCBI's taxonomy places the organism in Eukaryota, Ciliophora, Oligohymenophorea, Peniculida, Parameciidae. The record is from the annotation of a GenBank genome assembly.